Messenger RNA from Anopheles marshallii, 2181 nucleotides. RefSeq names its product ATP-binding cassette sub-family F member 3. Bases 1 to 2181 code for a protein of 726 amino acids. The record is from RefSeq and is a predicted model, not a curated record. Gene Ontology annotation, molecular function: ATP binding; ATP hydrolysis activity. NCBI's taxonomy places the organism in Eukaryota, Metazoa, Arthropoda, Insecta, Diptera, Culicidae. The transcript has 4 exons.
AUGUCGGCAGCUGCCUGUACCGCCGUACUGAAGCAAGAGUUCCCAUCCAUCGAUGGGGAACUGCUAACGUAUGUGGAAACGGUGCUCCAGAGCAGUGCGGAUGAGUUCGAGAACGGUGAGGAGGUGUAUGAAGCGGUUGGUGCGAUUCUGCACGAGGUGUCACAGGAUAAAUCCGAGGACGAUGUGCGUGAGAUCUGUGACAAAUUCCUGCGGCUGUUGAAACCCUCGAAUGGAACGGUUGGUGUGAAUGGGGACGGCGAUGGGGGUGGGGGCGGAUCAGAGAAGCACAAGAAAAUUCUGUCCGCACCCAUUAAUCUGGGGGAGAUGGCAGCAACGCAGGAAGUGGCGAAUGACGAUAUGCACAGCAUUUGGGUGGUGCAGCGAGACGACAGCCUUAAAGUGGAUAGUAAAAAGCUGGAAAAGGCCGAAGCGAAGCGUCAACAGAAGUUGGAAAAGCGACAGGAAGUGAAGGCGGCGGCCGCUGCAACUGCGGCAAUCGUACCGGUGCUGCAGACCGCCACAGCCUCACAGGUGAUUAGUAAAAAGGACAACAAAAUGGAAUCGAAAGGCACGAACCGUUCGAUGGACAUUCGGAUCGAUAACUUCGACGUUUCGUUUGGAGACAAAACGUUGCUUCAGAAUGCGGAUCUACUGUUGGCGGCCGGACGAAGGUACGGGUUCGUUGGGCGCAACGGUCUUGGCAAGACGACACUGCUGAAGAUGAUCUCGGGCAAGCAGCUGCAAAUUCCCAGCCACAUAUCGGUACUGCACGUCGAGCAGGAGGUGGUCGGCGAUGAUACGACCGCGCUGGACAGUGUGCUCGAGGUGGAUACGGUUCGGACGGAUCUGCUGCAGCGAGAACGCGAACUAAACCAGCUCGUUGCGGCCGGUUCAACCGAAGCCAACCUGGGCAACGAACUGUCCGAAGUGUACAAUCAGCUGCAGGCAAUCGAAGCGGAUAAAGCACCGGCCCGUGCCUCGAUCAUCCUGAAUGGGUUAGGUUUCACGAAAGAGAUGCAGGCUCGCGCCACUCGUACCUUUUCCGGUGGUUGGCGUAUGCGUUUGGCGCUGGCGAGAGCGCUAUUCUCCAAACCGGACCUGCUGCUGCUGGACGAACCGACCAACAUGUUGGACAUAAAGGCAAUCAUCUGGCUGGAGAACUAUCUACAGAAUUGGCCCACCACGCUACUGGUAGUGUCGCACGAUCGUAACUUCCUCGACACCGUACCGACCGACAUACUGUACCUGCACUCGAUGCGGAUCGAAACGUUCAAGGGCAACUACGAACAGUUCGACAAAACGCGCACCGAACGGCACAAGGCACAGAGGCGUGAGUACGAAGCGCAGCUGGCUCAUCGCAACCACGUGCAGGAGUUUAUCGAUCGGUUCCGGUACAAUGCGAACCGGGCCGCGAGCGUACAAUCAAAGAUUAAGAUGCUGGAAAAGCUCCCCGAACUGAAACCGGUGGAAAAAGAAAUUGAAGUGACGCUUAAAUUCCCCGAAGUAGAACCACUCAAUCCGCCCGUGAUGACACUGAACGAGGUGCAGUUUAAGUACAGCGCAGAUAAGGUGAUAUUUACGAGCGUUAAUUUGGGUGCUAACCUGGAUUCGAGGAUAUGCAUCGUCGGUGAAAACGGUGCCGGUAAGACAACACUGCUGAAGAUUGUCGUGAGCCUGCUGCAACCGACGGGCGGUUUGAUCCAUUUACAUCGUGGCCUUCGGCUCGGAUACUUCUCCCAGCAUCACGUCGACCAGCUGGAUAUGACUGUAAACAGCGUGGAACUGCUGCAGAACGCGUACCCGGGCAAACCGAUCGAAGAGUACCGGCGUGUACUGGGAAGUUUCGGUGUAUCUGGCGAUCUUGCACUCCAAGUUGUCGCUAGCUUAUCCGGAGGUCAAAAAUCUCGUGUCGCAUUCGCAAAAAUGUGUAUGGGCCGACCGAACUUUCUGGUGCUGGACGAACCGACGAAUCAUCUGGACAUCGAAACGAUUGAAGCGCUUGGAAAAGCGAUCAACAAGUACAGCGGCGGUGUAAUUCUAGUGUCUCACGACGAGCGAUUGAUUCGUAUGAUUUGCAAGGAGCUGUGGGUUUGCGGUGACGGCACAGUGAAGAGCAUCGAGGGAGGCUUUGACGAGUACCGCAAGAUUGUCGAGCGUGAGCUGGAAGCAUUGGCUGCCUAA